AAAAGGAAGCGUCACCGCAGGAGUCAAACACGGAUAACUCUGAAAAAAGAGCGACGAGAGCAACGAAACCCAAAAGUCGCUGUCUGGUCAAGAGUGGCACAACGAGUAUAGCCGAACGCGUUUUUGAAUUUCAGACGGGCUUUGUCUUCCAGCGUUCGUCGUCCUCGCAAGUAGCAAAAUAAACUGUGUCGAGUACCCAGGACGACAUAACGCAAACAUCCCGAUCAUGCCCAUGAAACAUACUACAGAAGACCUGGCAGCCGCAAGGGCCACCAGCACAUUUGAUGUAUCUAAAAUGACGGACAUCGUUCAUGGACCCCGCAGAGCCAAAACGUUGCGCUUUCUAACAGACCUUGCCAAGAAUGAUCACAUAUUGCGCAAGGACGAUCGGCCAUAUCUUGGUAGAACGGAGCGAUUUUAUCGAUCUAUGCAAAUUCAGAAGCGAUACAUUGAACUUCGCAAUCAAUAUGGCUUUGAUGUUGAGGAACUCAUGUAUUUUCGGUGGAUUUAUGACGAAUACGCCUUUACGGAUCUCCACGAGCUCAUGUUUCUUCCGACGCUGCGCGCCCAGGCAUCCGCCGAGCAAUUAGCAAAAUGGAUGCCGGAAGCCGAAAACUUCAAAUGGAUCGGGUGCUAUGCCCAAACGGAAUUGGGACAUGGGAGCAAUGUGAAAGAAUUGGAAACUCGGGCCGUGCUAGAUUUGCAGACUGAUGAGUGGGUUUUGGACACGCCAACCAUUACGUCUUCGAAAUUCUGGAUAGGGGCUUUAGGACGAAUGGCUACGCAUGCAAUCCUCAUGGCUCAACUGGUCAUCAAGGGACAAUCGUUUGGUAUCCACCCCUUUCUUCUCCCUCUUCGUUCUCUGAAGGAUCAUACAGUUCUCCCGGGAAUUACCAUUAUGGAUAUUGGUCCAAAAAUUGGUGCAAACUCACAGGACAAUGGUUUCAUGCAACUUAAAGGCGUUCGCAUUCCAAGAGAAAAUAUGCUUAUGCGGUAUUCGAGGGUCACUCGUGAGGGUGCCUACAUCAAGCCGCCGCAUGAUCGUCUCUCUUAUGGCACUAUGACCUACGUGCGUGUUACACUGGUAGAUCAAUCCUUCUUUUACCUGUCAAGGGCUGUGACGAUCGCUACCCGGUACACAGCCGUCCGUCGCCAGAACCGCGAUCAGAGUAUCAGUGGCAUGGAUGGAGGAGAGGUUACUGUCAUGGAUUAUGGAAUGGUCCAGCAUCGUCUCUUCCCUCUCAUUGUUUUAUCCUACGCUUUUGCAUUCACAAGAGACAGAAUGACUGCCAUGUACCAUCAAAUGAUUAAGCAAAUUAAUGACGGAGACAUGAGUAUGCUUGCCCAAGUCCAUGCAGAAUCAUCCGGACUGAAAAGUUAUUGCACACUUGUGGCUGCGGAAGGAAUCGAAGAGGCCCGUCGAGUAUGCGGAGGGCAUGGGUACUCCCAGGCAUCUGGAAUUCCCGGCUUCUACGGCACUUUCCUUGCCAGCAACACUUACGAGGGCGAGAACUACCUAUUAACGCAGCAAACAACAAAAUAUCUUAUCCGACAGCUUCGAUCCUUCCAAUCCAAAAAGACUGGUGAUCUCUCCCCGGAUACUGCAUACCUCCAGCGAGCCACUUCCGCCGACUUUGGAAGUGAGAAAAUUCAGAGCACAAAGAAAGCAGACCUUGCAUCUCGUUCCGUCCAAGCCCACGCUCUCGAGCACCGCGCAGCACGUCUCGUCUUGGAGGUAGCCGACAUGGAUGCGGUAUCUGGGCGACGAUGGACCGAUUUGAAUGUGGCCAUGGCCCGUGCCGCUAGGGCACACUCUCAACUGUUCGUGUGGCGAGCAUUGGCUGAAAAGGUGGACAGUGUGAAAAGGAGCGGUCCGGAGGAACUCGUGAGCAUUUUAUCCGAAAUGCGAGACAUCUACUUUUUGUGGAUUUUGACCGGAGCAGAUGCUGGUGAUUUCCUUGAGGACGGAUAUGCGCAAGGUGCUCAAGCGAGAGAUCUCUUGGCGGAAAAAUUGAAGAAUAUGCGCAAAAAUGCGGUUGCUCUUGUCGACGCUUUCGACUGGGAUGACUAUGUACUCGACUCUGCAUUGGGUAGGUAUGACGGAAAAGUCUACGAGGCUCUCAUUGAGUUCGCCAAGAAGGAGCCGCUCAAUAAGCAGCCAGUGGUGUUUGGCUAUCAGGAAAUUGUACGACCGCUGCUUGAUGGACAAUGUGGAACAUACAAACCAAAAUCCCGACUGUAGAUAGAAGGUUAGAUAGAACAGGGUAGCAUAUUAUCGUAGCAAGUACCGUCUAUUAUCCGACAUAUUCAAGAUCGCGGUUAUUUUUUAUCGUAACAUGUUCAUUCGCUGUGGCCCAUCGAA
Molecule: messenger RNA, 2362 nt
Organism: Spizellomyces punctatus DAOM BR117
Lineage: Eukaryota; Fungi; Chytridiomycota; Chytridiomycetes; Spizellomycetales; Spizellomycetaceae
Exons: 8
Coding region: 227-2242 (671 amino acids)
Biological process (GO): fatty acid beta-oxidation using acyl-CoA oxidase; lipid homeostasis
Cellular component (GO): peroxisome
Molecular function (GO): FAD binding; fatty acid binding; acyl-CoA oxidase activity
Source: RefSeq, a predicted model, not a curated record